Messenger RNA from Trichosporon asahii var. asahii CBS 2479, 297 nucleotides. RefSeq lists its product as uncharacterized. The record is from RefSeq and is a predicted model, not a curated record. NCBI's taxonomy places the organism in Eukaryota, Fungi, Basidiomycota, Tremellomycetes, Trichosporonales, Trichosporonaceae. The transcript has 3 exons. The coding region runs from base 1 to 297 and encodes 98 amino acids.
AUGUUCGGCCUCAACAUGCUGCGCCCGCUCGGCGCGCGCGGGUUCUCCACCUCCGCCGUCGUCGAGAAGCUCAAGACGCACAAGGGUACCGCCAAGCGCUUCUCCAUCACCGGCACUGGUAUCGUGAGUUCUUCCCUUCCCAGCUUCGGUGUCCCGGCAGCUGACAGACAGUACCGUCACUGCGGCAAGACGCACCUGAACACGAAGAUGUCGGGCAGGACUGGCCAGAGCCUCCGCGGCUACGGAUACAUCGCGAAGGGAUCUCGGAACCUCCAGCGCCUCAUGCCCUACCUCUAA